AUGAUAGUUAAUAUACUAAAAAAAAAAAUAUUUAUAUUUUUAAAAAUAGCUGAAAUAUUUUCUUAUAGUAGAUUUAAUAUCGCAUUUAAAACAUUAAACGAUGUAUAUUUAUAUGCGUUAGCAGAAUUCGAAGAAAAUGAAGUUUUAUUAUCUUAAGUAUUGUAAUGUAUAUUAGAAUGUUUGAAUACUUUUUCAAAAAAAUAAGUAAACAAGGAAUUAAUUUUAGAAAAUUUUGAAAGUUUAAUUUUAAUUAUUGAUGAAAUAAUAAAUCAAGGUAUUGUUGUCAAUAUUGAACCAAAUACUAUAAUUGCAAGAUUCAAUAUGGUUGACUGUGAUGAAUUAUUAUAAUCACAAGGUGUAUUAAAGUAAACUAUUUAGAGUUCAAAUGCAGCCUAAGUAAAUAAUGCAGCAAGUGGAGCG
Ichthyophthirius multifiliis is the source of this 420-nucleotide messenger RNA. RefSeq lists its product as hypothetical. The annotation marks the transcript as partial. Gene Ontology annotation, cellular component: COPI vesicle coat. Gene Ontology annotation, biological process: intra-Golgi vesicle-mediated transport; retrograde vesicle-mediated transport, Golgi to endoplasmic reticulum; intracellular protein transport. NCBI's taxonomy places the organism in Eukaryota, Ciliophora, Oligohymenophorea, Hymenostomatida. The transcript has 3 exons. The record is from RefSeq and is a predicted model, not a curated record.